AUGAGUUCGAAUCUGCGAAAGCUGCGAUUUAUGCAGAAGGGCGAGGACAAGCCCCAACCUCCGACUGAAAAGGUCGUAAACACGCUGAUUGGGGACGAAUCUGUCUGGAUAAGGCCAGGGUUCGAGGAGUUUCACAAGAAGCACGACGAAGCUACCGAACACAAACAGAAAUACCACAAAAUUAAGUACAUGACCAGGCGGUCGUUCAACGGAGCCAACCCGUCCGUCGAGGCCUUCAUGGUUAAGUUGAGGAGGAAGCCGGCAGGCUAA
Molecule: messenger RNA, 270 nt
Organism: Theileria orientalis strain Shintoku
Lineage: Eukaryota; Apicomplexa; Aconoidasida; Piroplasmida; Theileriidae
Exons: 2
Coding region: 1-270 (89 amino acids)
Source: RefSeq, a predicted model, not a curated record